Messenger RNA from Topomyia yanbarensis, 6633 nucleotides. RefSeq lists its product as uncharacterized. Gene Ontology annotation, cellular component: nucleus. The record is from RefSeq and is a predicted model, not a curated record. Gene Ontology annotation, biological process: regulation of DNA-templated transcription. The transcript is spliced from 2 exons. Lineage: Eukaryota; Metazoa; Arthropoda; Insecta; Diptera; Culicidae. The coding region runs from base 1240 to 4758 and encodes 1172 amino acids.
UUACCAGUGAGACACACACGGGCCUUCUCUCCAGAGUCAGGCGGUUUGAGCGGUUCGGCUGAAGAAACAAACGGUUGUACAAACCACAGCACAGCAAGACCAGAAGGAACAAAAAAAAUCACCAUCAAUCGCCGAAGAACGCCACACUACCCCACACGCUUAUUCUCUCCGACACACCGGGAUUCGCUCAUCACACAACGCGAGGUGCAGCAGGGGUUGGCAGUGUGCUUCGGGCCGAUAUUAGUUUUAUUGUGUAUUUCGUUACUGUUGAUUGUACACACGCGUACCGCAGCCAGCAGCCGUAGUGACCGCGGUAAUAGAAAAGUAGGCGAAGUAGCCUUAGUGUACACACGGAGAGCGCCGCGGACGGAGUUUCUGAACUCGCGCAACGAGGACCGAGCAAGCGGCAUCCCGAAUUAAAAAAAAGUUGAUCGAUCGUAGUAGGCGGUGCGGCGAACAGCAACAACAACAAAAAAACACAUCAAGUAACCAAAUAGUGUCGCCAACAGUUUUUUAUUUCUGUUCGGGUGUGUGUGCUCUACCGAAUAAGGAGUUUUCGUUUUCUGUCUCUGACAAGCGUGAUACAUUGUGUGCAUUUUGAUCAGUUUUUUCCGAAGGUGCACCGAAAAGUGAAGCAAGACAACGACUCACUCUACAGCAGCUGGUGCAGCAUUAGAAGCAGUGAUAACGAAAAGUUCUGAAUAUUAAUUCUGACCGAUAACAGAUACAGGAAGUUUGAGAUUGUGUGGAUACGGGCACUGUUUUGUGUUGCCAGAGAGUGGAUGGGCGGCUCCUUCCGGCAGCUCCAAAUGAAUCGAAGUUCGAAACAAAAGAAGUAAAAUAAAUCAAAGUUUGGCGUGGUUCAUUUCUUUUUUCGUUACGGGUGGAAUCUGCAAGUGUUUGCGGUGUUCCGGAAGCAGUGCAGGGAUUGAGUGAAACUAAGAUACAGUCCGGACUGAGUUUGUUGUGUGUGGGAGAGGUGGAACGACGUGUGAUCCGAGUGAUCCGAGGUUGCCGAAAAUUGCUGACACGGGAAGCUACCGAGUAGUCGAAUUAACAACUAGACUGAUUGAGCAACCCCUCGCCCCGAACCAUCGAGAAAAUGACACCUACCAUCGCCGGCCAGCUGUUGCACGGCUGAUAAUCCGUCAUCGCGUGAGACCCUAGUGAGUGCUAGCGAACCGAAGCGAUCCGAUCAAUCAACGCCGCGCCGAAUCAUCGCCAAAAACAUCGACCCAAAUGGUUAUGUCGCCAAGCAGACGACUAUCAUCGCCAGGAAUCGCCACGCAUCCCAUGAAUAUGCAUUUGAGCUCGCUGCAACACUCCCAGCUGCAAUUGUCCUCUCAAAUGCAUCAGAAGUUGGCAGCCGGACUGACGCCGAACCAUAUGAGUGGAUUUUUCAAGAGUCCAUCGACCUCUCCGGGCAGCGCCAAUGCUAAUAUGAGCAACAAUAACAACACCAAUAACAACAACAACAAUAACCACAGCAGCAGCAAAAGUCAUCACAACAGCAAUCACAGCACACCAAGCAGCAUGCCGUCGGCAACCGAACUGUCCACGCAUCCGCUGAACCGUCUCCAAUCGAUGCAACCGUUCGAUUUCCGCAAACUGAGCGCAGCCGCUGCUGGACUGAGUGCAUUUACAGCUGGUCUGCCACCGCCGAGGCUAAGUCCGGAGGUUGCCGCAGCACAGCAUCACUUCAACCAACAGCAUGCUGCAGCCGCUGCUGCGUACUCUCAGGCUACGGCCAAGCGCCGUGACUCGCAAGCUUCCGAUUCAUCGCCAAGCUCGCGCGAUCAUGCAGCUGCGGCCGCCAACUUCAUGAAUCUGUCGAUGGCUGGUCAUGGACUGCCGUUCUCGAUCCCGCCGCCACCACCACCGACCUCGGUUGCCAUGUCGCUUGCCAACUCCCUGAACCAUUCGGCAGCUGCAAUGGCGGCGGCCGUAUCCGGCAAUCCACUGGCGGCAAGCUUCGUUGCACAGUCCUUCCCCAACUUGUUGGCUGCUUCCGCAGCUCGUGAACAAGCUCGCAGUAAGUCACCUCUUUCCUCGCAUCACAAGAUGUCACUAAAACCGGACAAACCAUCCGACAAAUCCGACAUGGACAAGAAUCAUCACAGCAGCAGUGAAAAUGUGCUGAACCUCAGCCGAGACUUGGCAGCGGCCGCCGCCGCCAAUCAACACCUAGCUCGGCAAGGUCUUCCCGGUCACGUGAGCCGUAUCGCGGCCGGUCUCCCACCCGGUGUCCAUCUCAAGAAACCACAAUCCCCCAGCAAACGUCAAUGGGGAGCGCUUCCACCGAACCUGGGAACCCAGUUCGUGAAUCCGGCGACCGGCAAGAAACGAGUCCAGUGCAACGUCUGCUUCAAAACAUUUUGUGAUAAAGGCGCCCUCAAAAUCCACUUCUCCGCCGUCCAUCUGCGCGAAAUGCACAAGUGCACCGUCGAAGGUUGCAGCAUGAUGUUUAGUUCGCGACGUUCGCGCAACCGUCACAGCGCCAAUCCGAACCCAAAACUUCACUCGCCCCACCUCCGUCGGAAGAUCUCUCCGCACGAUGGUCGCAGCGCUCAGCCACAUCCCAUCCUGUUACCAUCAGCCGGGAUGCCACUCCCCAAUGGACUCAAUCCGCUGCAUCCAUUCGCUCCGUUCCCAUUCCCGGGAGACAUGCGACAUCCUUCUCUUUCCGCCCUCGAGUUCAAAGCCAACAUGGAAGCUAGCAUGCAUCGCCGCCUGCAGGAACAGGAGAAACACCGCGAAAACCAGCGGCAUUCGCUUAGUCCGGAGAACUAUCGCUACCGUAGUCCGCUGGGCGAUAACCCGGAUAAGUAUCUUUCGCCGGGACAGCACCUCGGCGGUGGAAGUUCCAUCGGAAGCCACCUGGAUGAUGAUGAUGACGAUGAUGAUGAUCCGAAUGGAAUCGUUAUCGAUGGAAACGAUGACGACGAUGAUGUGCAUGGUUUCGAUAUGUCGCUCAGCUCGGAAUCCGAAGACGUCAAGUCAUAUCGUCACUCCGGUACUCCGGAUCCGGACUACGACGAAGAGCAGGUGAAUCACCGACGGGACGAACCGAUGAGCCACGGUGAGAACGAACCGCAGGACUUUAGUUUAUCCAAAAUGAAGUCGGAGAAACUAUCGUUAUCAUCCGACGGAGAUGAGAUUGCAAGCAAUGUCGACAGUAACGAGGAUUCUUCGGUUAACGAUUCCCAGACGGCUCGCGAUGAGAUGAAUGCCUUCCUCUCGAUCAACAAACGUAAGCGAAAGAGUCUGAAUCCGAUCAAGUGUGCGAUCCCGUCGGAGCGAAUGUCUGCCGGGUCGGGACAUUUGUCGGACGAGAAUGACGAGAAAGAUGGUGAAGAGGAACGAGCGGAACCGUUGAUGAAGAAGAUUAAGCUGGAACAACAGCAACAGCAGAGUGAAGCGUUGGCGCUGGUUCACGAGAAACGUGAUCGAAUAAUUUCGCCAAAACCUAACGGAGAUAAUAAUCACCUGGACGAGGAUGCACCGAUGAAGAUCAAAUCCGAACCUAGUGAUCACCAGGAUGAGGCAGAAAACCUGUCGCUCGAUCUGUCGAAAAAACGCUCAACGCCGGAUGUUAACGCAAACGACGCAAAAUUCACCAAAUACUCGAUUGACGUGAAACCGGCCUCCGAACUGAUGGAAAAUCCGAUGUCGCUUGUUCGUCCUAAAAAGGAAACCGAAGUGGAGCACGAGGCUGAAGAUUUGAGACGACCGGGUUCGGCUGAUAGUAAAAAGAGCGGCGAAAGCUUGGAUUCGGCCAACACUCUGAGGCGACUCGAGAACCUCUCACACGGACCGCUGAACGAGAUGAUGAUGCAACGAGGUGGCCUGCCACAGUUUCCUCCAUUGAGCUACCUUAUGAAUGCUGCCCCACCGAGUCCAGCACGGUCACGAAGCUCCUCGCCGAAUCCGGAGACAAGUCCCCAGCAGGACAUUGACUCGGAUGACAACGUAGACUACUGCGAGGAAGGCAACUGCUUCAGUGAUCCCAACGUACCUCUUGACAAAGAUAACCCAAAGAAAUGUUCCGCCUGCGGUCGGAUGUUCCAGAAUCACUUCGCCGUUAAGACCCACUACCAGAACGUGCACCUGAAGUUGCUGCACAAGUGCAAUAUCGAUGGCUGCAAUGCGGCUUUCCCGUCGAAACGUAGCCGCGAUCGGCAUGCUUCGAAUUUGAACCUGCACCGGAAGCUGCUCUCCACCAGUUCCGAUAGUAACGAUACCGUACUUACAAUGGAGAAACAGUUCCACGGAUUCCCCGGACCUCUGCAGACGGAAUUCCUCGCCAGACUGUACGCCGAUUCCCAGAAGUUUCCGAUGAACUUGGAAGCUUUCAAAAACCACUUUCCGAACGCGGGAGCCUACGCUGACCACUUCCUGAAUGGAGCUGGUCAACGAUUCCCACCAGCAGCCGCCAAUCCAUUCCUCUUCCCUCCGCUGGGAGGACUAGCCGGAUUCCCCGGCCUAUCGCAGUUUUCCCAUUUGCUACCGCAUCCGCUGAACGGGAUCUCAUCCCACCUAGCCGGCGGUCGAAUGUCCCGCUCCGAUUCACCCAUCUCGGCGUGUUCACCACCAUCAAACAUCAACAUUCCAUCUCCAAUGUCCCAGCAUCAGGAUCACGACCAGGACCGGCAUUCGGCGGCGGCAGCGGCAGCACUACUGAGUCACAGCCGCUCUCCAGCGGCCACUCCGUCCGAGGAAGCCCGCAAGAGCCAAAAAACACCGGAUUCACUCUCGUGACCACCACCACCACCACCAGUGGCCUCGUUCGUAGCAGAAUCCACCAUCUGGUAAAUCCAGCUCCGGUGCGUGUUCCGCUGCUUUUCCUCUCGUUUCCAUCGAAGCAACAGUCUUUCCAUCCGAGCGAGUCGCCCGCCGCCGGGCUCAUCAUAGUAGGCUUAAUUGAACAGCGCGGUAUCGUGCAUCGAGUGCGGGCGCGCAAAGCAAUGUUAUCUCAGCAAUGAAGCUAUUCGAGAAAAAAAUAAAUAAACCACACAAACACACAGAUAGAAAGUAAUUCAAUUUAGGAACGAUUGAUGGGUAGACACAAAGAGGAAGUCUCUCUUCUAAAAAAAACGUGAUCUCGUUUGACUCUCUUUUUUAUUUUGUAAUUAACGCUAAUCGUAAAUUAGGUUCUGCUUAUCUGGAAUUCGGAAGCAGAUGGGAAAAAAACAGUUCGUAAAUAUCAAACAAAAAAAGAAGCUUCUCUACUGAUAGUGGCAAAUUGAGGUUAGGCAUAAAUCACACUUUACUAAAGUGCCCAGUGAUAUAACUUUAAUUAUCUUCUUUUGGACAUUCAAAAGUAUUUGUCUGUAAGCUGCAUCGCGAGUGCGCAGAGCAGUUCUUUCGGUGCGUGGGAGAAGUGGGACAAAAAUUGAUUUCUAAUUAUAUACAAAUACAAGUUUAGACAUUUCAGUAGCAAACGAAUGAAUUAACAAUGAAUCAAGUAGCGUCGAUAAGGCCGUAAGUGUAAGCUUCUCCAGUUCCUAAAACUCUGCUCCUAGUAAGCUAUUGUUUAAUUUACUUGUGACUUUAUGAAUCCCAAAAAUAUAAAUACAAACAGAUCAACGAAAUUGAUAUUGAUUUUAUUCUGACACAAGUACCUUUUUUCUGUUUAAUCGCAACACUUUCAAUGAGCUGUCACCAACACCAAAAUCUUCCACGGAAAUAAGACUAGCUGUAAGAGAAAAAAAAGAUCGAACAAAGCAACGACAGAAAUCCUAGCGAACAAAGCAACCCUAUCGAAAUGGAGCAAAACUUUAGUCUGAGUGCUGUCAGCAAUGAAGUGAAGAAGUAAACAGUGAAACAAACUUUCAUUUUUGUGUACCUUUACUAUUAAAAACAAAACAACCUAUUCGUUUAAGUUGUGCAAAACACUAGUGGAAGCAUGAACCAUGAGAGAUGAUGCGAAAGAAUCAAUAAGAAAUGUGCAAUAUUUUCGUCCUCUUUUGUGCUCUAGAUAAAUGAUAGUCUUUUAGGGUAAAUAUUAAACGCAUAGUUACAAUACUUUCACAUUUCUAGCUAUUAAGAACAACAAAACAAAAUAGUAGAUUUAAUCAGUAUAAGCAAAAACGUAAACAAUAUGAAAAUUAUGAUUAACAACAUUUUACUCUCUAGGCAAAAUGAUCAAAAAAGAAACACAUACAAAAACAACUGUAAAUAUGCUAUACAUAUUGAUCUAUAAAACCGUAGAUAAUUACAACAAUUGAUAUUAAUGGUUAAACAGCUUCAUUUUAAAUGAAGAUAUCGCAUCACGUCACAAACCAGUUGCAGUAAUAUAAAAAAAAUAGCAGGAAACAAACUUAUCCAUACAAAGAGAAAAUUCAAGUUAAAAUAUCAAAAAUAUCAAUACUUAAACGUCGAAAAGCAGAUAUCGGUAAGACAACACUCCCCACUCUAAAGUUUAAACAGCCCUCUGAACUACUCGGUAAUUCUCCUCCUUUCGGAACACCACCACACUUUGUUGACAACCAGCGCGCCGGACAGCGCAAGCUGUCAAUUAAACGCGAUAAUUCUAUCAGUUUUUAUGAUAACAAAAAUCAUUUAUAUUUAUUUUUAAUGUGUUUCCCCUACGCUCGAGCUUGCGAGCGAGAAAACCCUCCCGUAAAAAAAAAG